AUGGAUGUUCAAUCAUCCUUAUCAGGGUACACACUCACAGUUCAACUCCCGGACCAUAUUAAACACGAAAUGGUGACUAUUUCGGUACUGAAGGGAAACAAACUAAAAGUCAUCGCGGAUGCGUGGCAUAUGGAAACAGAGUGUCACUAUGAAUGGGUCAUUAAUUUCCCUCCUCAUGACAUCGACAUGGGUGGCGUUCAUGCCCAACUCGAUCCCAGUGGCCUGUUGGCCAUUGACGUGUGUCGUCGGCCACGCCAUCAUGUCUAA
Messenger RNA from Lentinula edodes (shiitake mushroom), 267 nucleotides. RefSeq lists its product as uncharacterized. The coding region runs from base 1 to 267 and encodes 88 amino acids. NCBI's taxonomy places the organism in Eukaryota, Fungi, Basidiomycota, Agaricomycetes, Agaricales, Omphalotaceae. The transcript has 2 exons. The record is from RefSeq and is a predicted model, not a curated record.